Molecule: messenger RNA, 2070 nt
Organism: Heterobasidion irregulare TC 32-1
Lineage: Eukaryota; Fungi; Basidiomycota; Agaricomycetes; Russulales; Bondarzewiaceae
Exons: 7
Coding region: 83-1651 (522 amino acids)
Biological process (GO): positive regulation of transcription by RNA polymerase II
Molecular function (GO): RNA polymerase II cis-regulatory region sequence-specific DNA binding; protein dimerization activity; DNA-binding transcription factor activity, RNA polymerase II-specific
Source: RefSeq, a predicted model, not a curated record
UGCUCCUCGACCCCCUCCUCCCCUCCAGCCAUCGACACGUCCUCCACCACCGCCACCGCCGCCACCGCCACCACCCCCAGCCAUGGGCCGUCGGAAGAUCGAGAUUCUCCCGAUCCAGAACGAGCGCAACCGCUCCGUCACCUUCUUAAAGCGCAAGACAGGCCUCUUCAAAAAAGCAUACGAGCUUGGCGUCCUCUGCUCCGUCGACGUCGCCGUCAUCAUCUUCGAGCGCCGCCACGGCCACCCCGACAAGCUCUACCAGUACUGUUCCACAGAUAUUGGCUCCAUCGUCCAGCGCCACAUCCGCUUCGAUGGCGAGCGCGAUACACGCACGCCCCACGACUUUAGCGGCGGCACCGAUGCCUCCCGCGUUGACGAUGUCGGCGACGACGACGACGACGCAGACGCAGACGACCCCGCCCCGCCCCAGCGCAAGCGCCAGGACAGCAGCAGCGCCGCCGCCGGCGGUCCCUCCGCCAAGGGCAAGAAGGCCGACGGCGGCAAGAUGGUGCCCAUCAAGCCAGAGAGCAUGACCAUCGACGUCGACUACCGCCCGCCCCCCUCCCACCUCUCCAUGCCGCCCUCCGCCUCGCCCACGCUCCCCAUCUCCUCCGACCGCCACACCUCCGCCACGCACAGCCCCACCCGCGCGCACCCCAGCUCCAGCUCCAGCUCCAGCGUAGGCGCGGGCGCCUACUCCCUCUCGUCGAACAAGCGCGCGCGGCUCGCCCCCGCGUCCGAGCUCGACCGCCACCCCUCGCUGCACGCAUCCUCUCCCGGCGGCGCGCACACGCCCUUCCCGUACCGCCUCGACCUCGACGCCGCGUCCGCUCACCCGUCCCUCCACGCGCACACGCUCCCGCUCCCGCCGCACGUGCACACCGCGCCCCCGCACAGCAACCCGUACGCCUCCUUCUUCCCGCCGUCCACGCACACCGCGCACGGUGCGCCGUUCCUCAACCCCUCCGCGUCCUUCGCGCGCGCGAGCCUCUCCGCGCCGUACUCGCACCCCCCGCCGCAGUCCCUCUCCCACUCCCAGCAGCAGCAGCAGCAGCAGCUCGGCAUGUACGGUGCAGGCAGCAUGCUCCGUGCGCCGCAGCAGCAGCCCCUCCCGCGCAUCUCGCAGCCCCCGACCCCUCACCAGCACCAGCACCAUCAGCAUCAGCAUCAGCACCAGCAGCAAAGCCCCGACGACCUCUUCGCCGGCGUCUUUGGCCCGCCCUCGUCCAGCAGCGGCUCCGGCUCCACGGGCGGCAGCAGCAGCACCGUCGGCAGCGGCGGGAUGUUCGGCGGCGGGGGAGGGGGGAUGAUGAUGGGCGGAGGGCUGUCGCAGCCGCCCCCGCAUCGCCAGAGUACCGACUCCGGGACCUCGGGGGAUGAUGGUGGUGGUGGAAGCGGGGGCGGGGGCGGGGGGCAGACGUGGUUGGAUUUUUUGUCGGGCACGGCGCCGGCGCCGCCGGGGGAGGGGCUGCUCGGGUCCGUCGGGGCUGAGUCGGGCGGCGGCGGCGGGGCGAGAGGGGGUAAGCGCGGAAGGGGAGAUGGGGAGGGUAAGGGCGAGGACGAGGGCAGGAGGGGCGGCGAUGGCGACGUGAGCCUUGAGGACAUCGUUGGGGGCGGCGGGGGCGGCGACGGCGUGGACCGGGGAGCCUAGCGCGGGGCGGCGGAUCGGGAGAAACAAAGCCGACGGGGGAGGAAAGGACUCCGCACGCGCGCGCGCGCUCAUGCCCCGCGUGCAUGUGCCGUGUGCUCCCUGCGUUUCCUUCUUGUUCUGCUGUCCCGUGUUUCGCUUGACAUAUACACACGCAUGCGCGCGCGCACACGCACACGCACUGCUAGUUGCUCGCUGCUCGCUGCUCACCGCUUACCCGCCUGCCUGCCUGCCUGCCUGCCUGUCUGCUUGCUUUGCUUUACUUGCCUUGCUUCGGUCGCGGACUCGGGUUUUCGACACCUGUACAUACAUACACCCAUUUCUCUCUCUCUUUCUCUCUCUAUCUUCCUCUCUCUCUCUAUCCUCCUCUCUUCCUCUCUCUUCCUCUUCAGUACCUACAUCUACAUGCGUUAUCGUGCUCC